Pseudo-nitzschia multistriata is the source of this 2385-nucleotide messenger RNA. Lineage: Eukaryota; Bacillariophyta; Bacillariophyceae; Bacillariales; Bacillariaceae. The record is from the annotation of a GenBank genome assembly.
ACCUGCAUGGACUACUACGAUCCGUACCUAACGGCCAACAAAAUCGAGCCCAAGACAGAAUCGAUUUCUGGAUCGCUAGUUUUUUAUGCCCGAUUCUUGGUCAACCAUUUUUGGGAAAAACCGCUCAAGAAUGCAGAUGUCGGAGACACAAGAAACGUGAUUCAACGAUUGCUACGACUAAAUAGAAAACCAAAGACGGAAGAAAACAUGUGGGCAAAGAUGAACGAACAACGAAAAAACGUCAUGACCUUGGCGGGUUACACGACAUCCUUCGUAGUUCCAUCCUUUGGAUUUCUGCUCCUAGGAGCGUUCAUGACAUCCAUUGUACCAUCUUACUGGGGCAAGUGUAUUCAAUGCGUUGCUACUCUCACCGCCACGAGAGCCCAACUUGCUGAAGCCCUUAUUGGAUUAGGUGUUUCGAGUGUACUGGCAGGCUUAUUUACUGGAAUACGUGGGUCGCUCUUUUGGAUUGGAGGUACGUCGAGUAUUCAAUGAUAGUAUCAUUGAACUUUGUUUCUCUCUGUUAUAAAAAAUAGAAUGACAAUGAUCAUGGAAGAGCACUUGCUAUUUUUUUGAGUCUAGAGCAAAGAGAAGGAUUACACUCCUUUCGGGAACCGACAAUACGAAGGUUACUCACAAAUGGAUUUUCUGUGCUGUUUGUCACUUUCAUCUCCCAUUUAUUGCUUUCAGGAUGUCGUGCAAAUUACAACAUCCGCGUGAAGCUUCAUCGUAGCCUACUUUUACAAGAGGCUGCCUUUUUCGAUACCAACGAAACAGGUUACUUGCUUAGUCGACUCAACUCCGAUGUCAACAAAAUCGGACAAGUCAUUUCCUACCACAUAAAUGUUGUGCUGAGACAGUUUGCACAGUUUGUUUUUGGAUCCGUCUAUUUGCUGAGAAUUUCUCCUCGGCUAUCAAUGUAUACUUUUUCGGGGAUUUUGCUAGUCGCCCUUUUGUCGGCCAUCUAUGGUGACCUUGCUCGUGACCUGGCAGAAAAAGUUCAAGACACAUUCGCAGACGCUACAGCCGUCGCGGAAACUUCUUUCACGAUGUCCGAAACUAUCAGAGCAUUUGAUGGAGUAGAUAUCGAGUCCGAUAAGUUCGAAUCGGCCCAAUUUUCGGCCUUGGAGUUGGAAGAAGUUCAGGCAUGGGCAUAUGGAUCCCACAAAUUUCUGAGUGAUACGUUGCAGUCAGUGCUACAGGUUGCUUUAUUAGUAGCCUGUUGGACAGUGGGCAAAGCGGGUGGAUUAGCAGCAACUGACUUGACCACAUUCAUGUUUUACACUGGUUUCGUCUUGGAAUCUUCUAAUGAAGUCGGAGACCAAUGGGCCAAAAUCCAACAGGCAGUAGGAGCUUCUAGCAGCGUCUUCGAUUUGAUUAAGCGUGUUCCGGCAAUCCAUGAUCCGAUUCCUAUGGAUGGUACCAAUAAUGGCGCUGAUGACGCAGUGGAAACAAAGUCAGAGAGCAUAGGCAUAUCGACUCAGAGACCAGUCAUUGCCAUGAAAGAUGUGACUCUUGAAUACGAUGCCAUGGAUCGCCCUGCACUGUCUGGAGUGACCACCAACAUCUAUUCGGGUGAUCGAGUGGCUCUGGUAGGAAGAAGUGGAUCUGGAAAAUCUUCCAUGCUCAGGACAAUGUUACGUUUCUAUGACCCUUCCAGCGGUGUUAUUGAAUUAGACGGAGAAGAUCUUCGUAGUCUAACUCGUUCCGAAACAGCAUCGCAUGUUUCCCUUGUGGAACAAGAACCCCACGUCUUUCCAAUGAGUUUGAUGGAGAACGUCUUGUAUGGAAUCGACAAAGACGACAUUGACCCCGAGACAGGUGAAGCUGUUUACAAUGCAAGGUGGCGAACCUUGGUAUCCAAUUGUCUCAAUCUAGCCGGUCUAGAUGUGUCUCCGGGGAACGGUCUUGGGCUUGACCUAGACACGCGAAUUGGCGAGGGAGGUCGAUCGUUAUCGGGUGGACAACGCCAGCGAGUAGCCAUCGCUAGGGCUACCAUCCGAGAACCUCAGGUGUUGCUGUUGGAUGAACCAACAGCGGCGCUUGACUCCGAGAGCGAGAAGAAAGUUGUCCAAUCACUUCGUACGGCAAUGAAACAAACGAAAAGCAUGGUGAUGGUAACUCAUCGACUGGGCGUGAUUCGAUCUCUGGACGUCAAUAGAGUUAUUGUUUUGGACAAGGGGAAGAUAGUUGAAGAAGGUCACCCAGAAGACUUGCUCAAAGAUAAGUCAAGUGUGUAUGCGGGACUUGCGAAGGAGCAAGGGAUUACCCAGUUGGACGAUCUGGAACAUAGAGUGACACAUGCCAGUAGCUAACAACUUUUCAAUUUGGGCACAAGUUAAACAAACAAAAUAAAUAUCACGUAAAUAGACCUAAUUAUUUCUC